Messenger RNA from Oryctolagus cuniculus (rabbit), 631 nucleotides. The record is from RefSeq and is a predicted model, not a curated record. NCBI's taxonomy places the organism in Eukaryota, Metazoa, Chordata, Mammalia, Lagomorpha, Leporidae.
CCUUUCCCUGUGGCUCGGGGCUGGGAACAGAAGUUCAUUUACUGAUCAGAGAGGGCCCUGAGAGGCCGCGCUGCUCCUUCUCCCACAUUCACUGGGGAGACUUGCUUUGCAAGUGCAAUUGCAGGCGGUUCGGGAGCACACACCCCAGACCUGCCGCCCGCUGCUUCUGUGCCUCUGCAUCUGCCACCGUGGGCCCCAAGUUCCAGCGACUUCUCCUGUCCCACACUCUCCGCUUUGCUCCCCGUGUGUCCUGAAGGAAGGGGAUGUGCUCCCGAGAGUUUCCACAGCAAGUAAUGACAGCAUUUGAAGACCUGGCUGUGUACUUUACAUGGGAGGAAUGGCAGAAAAUGAACAAUGCUCAGAAGAUCCUGUACAGAGAUGUGAUGCUGGAGACCUACAGCAGCCUGUUCUCCUUGGGGCACUGCAUUACCAAACCUGACUUGAUCUUCAAGUUGGAGCAAGGAGAAGAGCCAUGGAUGGUGGAUGAAUGCUUGAAUCAGAGCCUUUCAGCUCUUGGCUAUGGCCUGGGAAAGCAGUAGAAGAUGGUGCAAGUCCUUGGGCUCCUGCACCUGAGGGAGACACAGAAGCAGCUCCUGGCUCCUGGCUUCAGAUCAGCACAAUUCUGGCCAUU